AAAGUCGGACUAAUUGGGAGCGAAUUCGAAUGCGCCAGCUGGUUGUCGCAAGACAUUCGCAAGGUAGUCGUCCCUCGGCAUCAGUGACGAUGCUUCCUGCUCUCGCGGCAACAUGAGCUCGUCGUCGCCGUCCCGGUCGCAAGCCCCGCAGGCUCCGUCGGCCGGCCGUCGCAUCUUCUCAAAGUUCGCAUCCCCUCUGUUCUCGCAAAAGGGCCGUAGCAUUGCCGACUUCCACAUCAAGGCGCAUGAUCCGCACAAGCAGUACUCGCCCGGCGAGAGCGUCAAGGGCGCCGUCGUCGUCAAGGUCGUCAAGCCCGUCAGAGUCACGCACGUCUCGGUCUGUCUGCACGGCUUCGCCCAGGUAUACCGCUCGCCCAGCGCCACGGCCGACCAGUUGCGCGGAAACACCAACCGUAUCGGCCGCGCUCAGGGGCGAGGCAAGAAGUCGGGCGAGUACUUUGGCAAUGGCUUCGCCUCGCUGUUCGAGGACGAGUCGGUCCUGUGCGGUGACGGCCGUCUGGACGAAGGCGUGUACCGCUUCGACUUCGAGGUGCAGUUCCCAGAAGACAUGGAAUUGCCCAGCAGCAUCGACUUUGAGCGAGGCACCAUCUCCUAUAUGCUCACUGCCACCCUGACCCGACCGACCACCAUUGCCCCCGUCAUCUCACAUGACCAGAAGAUCUACCUGGUCGAGCGCGUCGACAUUGCUCCCCUUCUCCCGCCGAAACCGCGUACCAUUACCCUCGAGCCCGUCAGCAGAAAGAUCAAGCCGCCGAGAGGGCCCUCCUCGCUGCCAGCAAGAACAUCGACUUCACCCACGCACGAAGCAGACCCGCCCACACCAUCACUCAGCGAGUUCAGUCUCGACAGUCGCGUCAGCAGCAGCCAGAGCGACACUCCGCACAAGCUCAUCACCGCGACUGUCGAGUUGCUCAAAGGCGCAUGUCUACGAGGCGACAGCUUCCCCGUCAGAAUCUCCAUCAAUCACACAAAGCAUAUCAAAAGCAUCAACGGCAUCAUCAUUACUCUCUACCGCCAGGCUCGCGUCGACAUGCAUCCCGCUCUGCCUCUGGGUCCUGUAUCCGAAGGUCAGAAGCGCAAGUACGAAGACUAUUAUCCAAAGUCAAUCACCGGCCUUGGUGGCUUGUCGCUCUCUGGCGCCGGCUCCAGCCACACGUUUCGCAAAGACCUCGCCCAAAUCCUGGUCCCGUUAUACGUGGACCCCAUCUCUUUGACUGCAGAGAUCAAUGCCAAAAUUGGUGUCCCUCAUGGCGCCUUCCCUACAAUCACCUCGGUCCCUGGUGCCAUGAUUUCCUUUCGUUACUACAUCGAGAUUGUUCUUGAUAUACAAGGCAAACUCACCCACGACAGAUAUCUCUCACAGCAUGGCAGCGGGCCUGUCUCCGCGAACACGCGACCUGGCGACUCUAAAGAGAAUAGCCUUUUCAACGGUCCCGACGACACUCCCUUCUUGAUGCUCAACGGUGCUGGCAUUCUGGACACCGCCCCUAUACGCAGGGACAAAUCCGUCGCAACCUGCACCUUCGAAGUGGUUGUUGGUACUGCCGACAGUGAACGUAAUGCCAGGAAGGGAAAAGCAAAAGCUGUCGACAUUCCUCUGCCACCGGAGAAUACCAGCCACGUCACAGAUGCAUCACCCUAUGCAGUGCAACAACAGGGUCAUUCGACUGUCUCGAGCCGCGACUUUGAGUCCUACCAGCACGUAGACGGGUACACUUACGACCAUGAUCACAACGCCCAUCUGGACUACCAAUACGUUCCAAACUACGACUAUGGCGCUGAUGCUUACCAUUGGGAUGCGUCUCAAGAGUACCCAUACGACGAGUCUUAUCAUCCAGCUUACUACGAGCCCCCGGCAUUGGAAGAUGAAGAGACACUGCCUGAGAAGGAACGGUUGCGCAGAGCCGAGGCACGAUUGAUGCCUAGUCAACCACCUCCAAUGGCUUCAGCAUCUUCAGGUGCUGAAGAGGCCACAGCUCCCGCACUGCCUGUGGACGAGUCUUACCACGAUUACGGGCCUGCAGUUGCUGGAUCAUCACAGUCUAUUGUGAUGCCAUCACGCGCAACCCAACCAAUACCCAUACCCAUACUACGGACUGAUAACACCACUGUUCAAAGUGGCAGCAGUCAUCUGCCACCCACAGACGACAAGCACGAGUUACAACGGCGGCAACUAGAACUCUCGACGAGUGCGCCACCCCUACCGACGAAUAGAAACGCAGAAGGCGGCGCAUCGGAGAAUCUACCGCGUUACCGUCGAUGAGAAAUUUCGAUGGAGGAGGCUGAUCAGCAGUACAAAGAAUUGCACGAAACAAUUGUUGUGGGCGUCAUUGGAAGAGGGGGAUACGUGCGCUAAGGUGCCUACUCCGUACCUGAAUUUUAGAGCUGGUUGAGGCUUUCGGCAUGAUGAUGCACCUAUUUCACCCUUGCAUAAUAAUAGAUGCUGAACAGACCUCGGCUUUAGCUGCAUAUUUUGCUUUUUCUUCCUUUUCCUUCCAUCUACGUUUGUUUGUCAGCAACGAAUGAUGAUGGGUUCGGUGCCUGGCAUGCGCGGUAUACCGCCCCCCCCCCCCCCCCCCCGGUUCGAG
Aureobasidium subglaciale EXF-2481 is the source of this 2609-nucleotide messenger RNA. RefSeq lists its product as uncharacterized. Gene Ontology annotation, biological process: ubiquitin-dependent endocytosis. Lineage: Eukaryota; Fungi; Ascomycota; Dothideomycetes; Dothideales; Saccotheciaceae. The coding region runs from base 113 to 2284 and encodes 723 amino acids. The transcript is spliced from 2 exons. Gene Ontology annotation, cellular component: cytoplasm; cytosol; plasma membrane. Gene Ontology annotation, molecular function: ubiquitin protein ligase binding; protein-macromolecule adaptor activity. The record is from RefSeq and is a predicted model, not a curated record.